AUGUCUCAGGUCCUCACCCCUCCCCAUGGGAUGCCCCACACCGGGACGGUCAGGGAACACCCAGGUCAGAGAGAGGGAGCUCAGUACCUUUGGUCGUGUCACUCCGAACGGAAUAACCUCUCUGCCAUGGGAUCGAAAACCAUACCGGAUAUAUUACUUCACAGUCUUCAUGGACAACAGUUUUUAAUCACUUGUGGCCCUGUUAGCAUCACCAGAUCUCUCCCACAAGCAACACACACCUCCUCCAUGUCUCAGAAUCAGAGAAGGCUGAAAAAUGGCACUCUCUCGACUAGAACGAAACCGGCUAUUCUAAGAUCUCGAAAAAGAAAGAACUCCGAAAAUGAAGAUGAAAAUAAAGAAGUGAAACAGGCCAGAUUGGAUUCGACGGAAAUGAGUACCACUGCUAAGUCCCUGGAUUGCCAGAAGCAGAAUUCUUUCAGCAAAACCUGA
Penaeus chinensis is the source of this 450-nucleotide messenger RNA. RefSeq lists its product as uncharacterized. The record is from RefSeq and is a predicted model, not a curated record. The transcript has 4 exons. Bases 1 to 450 code for a protein of 149 amino acids. NCBI's taxonomy places the organism in Eukaryota, Metazoa, Arthropoda, Malacostraca, Decapoda, Penaeidae.